Molecule: messenger RNA, 1081 nt
Organism: Zonotrichia leucophrys gambelii
Lineage: Eukaryota; Metazoa; Chordata; Aves; Passeriformes; Passerellidae
Gene: OTC
Product: ornithine transcarbamylase
Exons: 10
Coding region: 1-1065 (354 amino acids)
Biological process (GO): L-citrulline biosynthetic process
Cellular component (GO): mitochondrion
Molecular function (GO): ornithine carbamoyltransferase activity; amino acid binding
Source: RefSeq, a predicted model, not a curated record
AUGCUGUUUAACAGGAGGAAUUUCAUCAGUAUUGCAAAAGUAGCAGGGACCAACAAGCAGCUGCUGCGACAGUUUUGGUAUGGGACACCAGCUCAAAUGAAUGUUGAUCUGAAAGGUCGGAAUCUCCUUACUCUACAGAACUACACAGCUGAUGAACUGAAGUAUUUGCUGUGGAUGGCAUCAGAUUUGAAACAAAGGAUAAAGCACAAAGGAGAGUAUUUGCCUUUGAUGCAAGGCAAAUCUUUGGCCAUGAUUUUUGAGAAGAGAAGCACAAGAACAAGAUUAUCUGCAGAAACAGGAUUUGCUCUCCUUGGAGGGCAUGCUUCCUUCCUUACAACACAAGAUAUACAUCUGGGCACUAAUGAGAGUCUCACAGAUACAAUAAGGGUGCUGUCCAGCAUGACAAAUGCAAUCUUGGCUCGAGUUUAUAACCAUAAUGAUCUGGACCUAAUGGCAAAAGAAGCCACGAUCCCAGUAAUCAAUGGAUUGUCUGAUUUAUACCAUCCUCUUCAGAUUUUAGCUGAUUACCUAACUCUUCAGGAGCACUAUGGAGGGCUGCAGGGGCUCACCGUGGCCUGGAUCGGGGAUGGCAACAACGUCCUGCACUCCUUCAUGGUGAGCGCUGCAAAGCUGGGAAUGCACCUGAGGAUUGCCACUCCCAGGGGCUUUGAACCAGACCUCAGGAUAACUAAAAUAACUGAACAGAACUCCAAAGAGUAUGGUACCAAGUUACUUCUCACAAGAGACCCUUUGGAAGCUGCAGACAGUGCCAAUGUCUUAGUCACAGACACUUGGAUAAGCAUGGGACAAGAGGAGGAGAAGAAAGAAAGACUAAAGGCCUUUCAAGGUUAUCAGAUUACAAUGCAGACUGCAAAAUCUGCUGCUUCCAACUGGACUUUUUUACACUGUUUACCCAGAAAGCCUGAAGAAGUUGAUGAUGAAGUAUUUUAUUCUCCACAGUCAUUAGUUUUCCAGGAGGCUGAAAACAGAAAAUGGACAAUUAUGGCUGUCAUGGUUUCCCUGCUGACAGAUUACUCACCACAGCUACAAAAACCCACAUUUUGAUGCUUGGAUUCCUGCC